This is a messenger RNA of Dothidotthia symphoricarpi CBS 119687, 881 nucleotides long. RefSeq lists its product as uncharacterized. Gene Ontology annotation, molecular function: oxidoreductase activity, acting on the CH-CH group of donors. The coding region runs from base 198 to 881 and encodes 227 amino acids. Lineage: Eukaryota; Fungi; Ascomycota; Dothideomycetes; Pleosporales; Dothidotthiaceae. The transcript is spliced from 3 exons. The record is from RefSeq and is a predicted model, not a curated record.
GCUUUGUACUCUUUCUCAUACAUCAUACAAUUCUCGUCACCCAACUCUCACCGUCCAAUUCUUUACAUCCGAGUUUUCAUACCUAAUUCUUUAUACCUAAGUCUUUACAACCAAUUCUUUACACCCAAUUCUCAUCACUCAUUAUCCUCCUUUCCGCCCGACUCAUCCCCAUCGUCAGCAUACACAUCAUUUUCGAAAUGGCAACCAUGCCUGUCCUGCCAAACUAUUCCACUACAACUCCCCACUCUCCCUCUCUUCCACCUUCCUUCUCUUCCACCUUCCUUCUCUUCCACUAUCCCUCCCCAGACCCCCUAACCCCCCAGAACAUCGCCGCCCACACCGACUCCUGGAACGAAGCCGGCGCCGUCGACCCCUCCAUAUACGCCAAAUGCGCCUCAGCCGAUCUAACCGUACCCAUCGCCUCGGGAAAAAGCAUAUCCCCCCUUUUCAAAGGCCUCGUCGUCAGCGCCCCGCCACUCCUAAACCCCGCCUCCCCGUCCCUCCAAGACAAGACAUUCCCCUCACUCCUCACGGGCACAAAACGCAUCUGCGUCGCCAUCACAGAACCCGACGCCGGGCAGCGACGUGCGCGGCGAAGAUGCAAGACGGCACGCACUACGUCGUCAACGGUAGAAGAAUGCAUCACCAACGGCCUGUUCAGCGACUCCUUCAUGGCGCUUGUGCGCACGGGGGGCCCGGCGCUGACGGGGCUCUCAAUGCUGUUCAUCCCCCUUGGCGGCAACUACAUACGUGACCUUCGAGGACGCGCGCAUCUCCGCCGCCUACCUCGGGCGCUGAGGGCGACGGCUUCUGCCAGACGCACAUCGCGCAGCCCGUCCUACGGACUCACGGAAUUCGGUCAGGGCGCGCGUAUCUGUUGA